UCAAGCAGUAGAAGAAUUUAAGCAAAUCUGAAGUUCUGAAAGACCACUCCAGUGGGGAAUGGGAAGAAAGGAAGUCAGAAAGCUGGGAAACAAGAUGAGAAGUAGUAGAGUGAAGCAGUAGAGAGAAGGUGGCAGCCUGGACUAGGAAUGGUGGUAGUGGGAAUGGAAAGGAGUGCAUAUGAGAGAGAUUAGGAGGUAAAAUCAGUGGGAAUUGGUGACAGGUUUGAUGUGGGGAUUAGGGAAGGAGGAGUUAAGGAUAUCUGUCAGGGAUUUUGUUUGUAUUGACUGAAUGGCUAGAUUAAUGACUAGAUGAUGGUAUCAUUCACCAGGUUGUUGGGCAACACAGGAGAGUAAGUAAGCUACUUGGAAGAGAGACAAUGAGCUCAGUUAUGAACAUAUUUUAGUGCUUUUGGGACAUCCAAAAGUCAGUGAAGCACAUGUGUUUGGGUCUCAGGAAGGGUCAGAGCUAAAGAUUUGAGUCAAUAGAGUAUGGAUGAUGAUUGAAAACAAGAAAAUAGAUGAAGAUAAUCUCAGGUGUUUAUGUAGCAUAAGAAAAGAAGAAGGCCAAAGAACCAAAAUCUGGGGGCAGGUUAAUUUUCAUGAAGGGUAGAGGAAGAGGAAUCCACAAAGAAAAUUGAGAAGGGCCAGCCAGAGAUGUAAGAGGAAAACCAGGAAAUUAGUGUCAUGAGUCCCAAGGUGGGUGUGGCCACAUGUGAGCAGGCUGCAGAAAACAAGAUCAUAAUAGAAAAGUGUCCAGUGGACAUAGAGGGGUGAGAGGCACUGGUGACCUUGGCAAGAAUUGAACCAAUGGAGGGUUGUGGGUAAGAAACCAGCCUAAAGUCAGGUGAGAAGGCAGAGGGAGGUGAGGGUUAAAAUUAGGCAACUCUAAGAAUGUCACUGUGAAGGGGAAGUGAGAAUGACAGCCGGAAGAUUCCUAAAAGCUGGAUGAAGCUGGUGGUUGUAGGAGUCCACUCCCAAUUUCCCUAGUAUAGAAAGAAAGUGGGAGAAAGUAGAGCCCAAAGGAGGCCUUGGGGGAAAGUUGUGGAAAGGGAUGAUAAGGGCCAGUGUCCGGGAGGGAGACUGUUCACUGGGUCACAGGAAUCCCUAUCAGGGUGCCAUUUCCUCCCCAUCCCCAUCCCCUUCCUGCCUCUGACCAGGCCCUCCGUGGAGUUGGAAGAAAGAAGGACCGAGUCACACCCUGGAAGAAGUUCUGUGCCCUCGGAGGUUUUUCUGCCUACCCGUAAGCUGGGGUUGGGGUUAGGGGAAGAAGGGUUCUGAAGGAGGGAUAAGAGCUAAGGACCUUGAGCUAGCAGUUUAGGCUUUGGGGGGCAAGGGUAGGAGAGGGGAGUGGAGAGGAUGGGAGGUGGGGGAGCCGAGUUUCUGGAAAAGAUCCUGGAGGCUUCGGUGAGGGCUAGAGCCAGGGGGAAUGUGCUGGGGGCCAGUUGGGAAUCCACUCAAGCUCCCCUUGCCCACAGGUCCCCAUGCCUCUCCUCCUCUUGCUGCUCCUCCUGCCAGGCCCUUCACACCUCCAGUCCACCUGUGAGGUCACCAAAGUGGCCAGCCAGGUGGAAGUGAACUGUGAUAAUCUGGGACUGAAGGCGCUGCCUCCAGACUUACCAGCAGACACAAACAUCCUCCGCCUGAGUAAGAACUCCUUGGGCACUUUUUCCACAGCGCCCCUGGUGCGUCUGACUCACCUCAUUCAGCUGCACCUGGGUGACAGCAAGCUGACCAACCUGCAGGCUGAUGGGAAGCUGCCAUUGCUGGAGACCCUGGAAAUGCCUCAUAAUAAUUUGAAAAGCCUGCCCUUGCUAGGACAGGCAUUGCCAGCACUCGUUACCCUGGAUGUCUCCUUCAACAAGCUGGACUCAUUGUCUCCUAAUGCCCUGGAUGGCCUGAGCCAACUCCAUGAGCUCUACCUGUGUGGCAAUAAGCUGAAGACUCUGCCUCGCCAGCUCCUGGCACCAACAACCCGACUGAGGAAGCUUAAUCUGGCUGACAAUAAGUUGGAGGACCUUCCCCUUGGGUUCCUGGAUGGGUUGGAGGAGCUAGACACCCUCUACCUCCAAGGGAACUGGCUGAAAACAAUACCAAAGGGCUUCUUUGGGGACCUCCUCCUGCCUUUUGUUUUUCUCCACAACAACCCCUGGUUCUGUGACUGCAACCUCCUCUAUUUCAGUCACUGGCUGCAGGACAAUGCCAACAAUGUCUACAUAUGGAAGAAGGGUGUGGACGUCAAGGCCAUGACCCCCAAAGUGGAGAGUGUUCAAUGCGUCAAUAUACCUGACACAUCCGUCUUUGCCUACUCAGGGGAGGGCUGCUCCCCCCUCAGUCAUGGGGAUGACCCAGGCGACUAUGAUAAUUAUGAAGAAGAGAACCAUAAGGGUGAUAAGGUGCCUGCUACAAGGACUGUGGUCAGGUUCUCUACCAACACCAAAGCCCAUACAACCCACUGGGCCUUACACUAUGAAGAAUUUACUGUUUCUGUAGACAACCAAAUGCCCUACUUGCUUCCAACCCAAGAGUCCACUAAGAAACAGACCACAUCCCCAACCUCCACAGAAUCUACAUUCUACACGACUCAAAAACCCACUACUGAAUCCACCACAACCCGGAUCACCCCAGAACCCUCAACCCUGACCACUCCAGAACCCACAAACUGGACCAUCUCAGAACCUAAAACCCCAAAACCCACAACCCUGACCACCUCAGAACCCAUAACUCCAGAACCCACCACAACCCCGACCACCUCAGAACCCACAACCCCGCCCUCAGAACCUACAACUCCAGAAUCCACAACUCUGACCACCUCAGAACCCACAACCUCAGAACCCACCACAACCCCGACCACCUCAGAACCCACAACCCCGCCCUCAGAACCUACAACUCCAGAAUCCACAACUCUGACCACCUCAGAACCCACAACCUCAGAACCCACCACAACCCCGACCACCUCAGAACCCACAACCCCGCCCUCAGAACCUACAACUCCAGAAUCCACAACUCUGACCACCUCAGAACCCACAACCUCAGAACCCACCACAACCCCGACCACCUCAGAACCCACAACCCCGCCCUCAGAACCUACAACUCCAGAAUCCACAACUCUGACCACCUCAGAACCCACAACCUCAGAACCCACCACAACCCCGACCACCUCAGAACCCACAACCCCGCCCUCAGAACCUACAACUCCAGAUAUCUUAGAAACCACAACAAUCAUCUCUGAGUUUGUCGACAUCCUGAAGGUUCGUGGGGUGGCUCAAGGGAAUGUGUAUAGCUCCAGAAACGACCCUUUUCUUAACCCUAACUUUUGCUGCCUCUUCUCCCUGGGUUUCUACAUCUUGGGUCUCCUCUGGCUCCUGUUUGCCUGUGUGGUUCUCAUCUUGCUCCUGAUCUGGGUCUGGCACAUGAAACCACAGGCCCUAGACUUCAGCCAGUCUGUUGCCUUGGCCACAGUCAUGCAUACCACACAUCUGGAGCUGCAGAGAGGAAGGCAAGUGACGGUGCCCCGGGCCUGGCUGCUUUUCCUUCGAGGGUCACUCCCAACUUUUCGCUCCAGCCUCUUCUUGUGGGUCCGUUCCAAUGGCCGUGUGGGGCCUCUAGUGGCAAGACGGUGGCCCUCAGCCCUGAGUCUGGGUCGUGGUCAAGACCUGCUGGGUACAGUGGGCAUUAGGUACUCUGGCCACAGUCUUUAAGCGUAGGUGGUUUGGGGACCUUGAGAGGCUCUGAUGGGUUUUCCUAUUGGGAUCUAGCUGGGGGUGGGUGGGUAAGCACAGGGUCAAGGGGAGGUCUUAAUUACUUUUCCUUUAUUAGAAGCCUUCUCUUCACAACACUAGAAUACAACCUCAGACCUAGAAAACCACGAUGGGUAGUGGAAUGGAGUUGUGUGGGUCACAGAAUAAAGCUCCCAAUCUACAUGGGUUUGGGGGGCAGGGCAGUGUUCUCAGACCAUUAGGUUACUACCACUUCUGGGAAGUUUUAGGAAAAAGCAAAUAAACAGAUUAGAGCUUGGUCCGCACAUUUAUCUGUGUACUGAAAAUUUGUAGAGAUUUAUCAAGAUGUGAGCCCUGAUUGUCUCUGGGUGAUGUAAAUAUGGUUUUCCUUUACUCUGCUUAGCAUUUUUUAGUUUCCUACUAUUACAUAUUGUUUGUAUAAUAAAAAAACUUCAAAAAGAAAAAUUAGAUUCUUUUGGAGAGAGAGUGACUGGGGCACCUGUCACUAGCAUUUUCAAGGCCCCAACUGCCCUGACCCUAGGUGCUCUACUCAUCCAAAAAAGCUCUAGUCUUAGCCUGUACUUCCCCUGCCUUGGGUACCUACUUCUCUCCUCCAGGGGUUACUACCCUGCAGGACACCCCAAGCACCAGUUUCAGCUCAAGAUCUGUUUAGUGACACUGCUGAGGCAUAACUGCCUGUGACCCACAAUACUAGGAACAAAGGUGGGUGAUCGCCCAAACCUGCGGCCUCAGAAAUGUGGCUCUCCUGCUCUCCCUAGGUGAGUGGGACAGGGGCAGGGUGUGCACUGUGUUGGUGGGUCUUACUGAAUAGUCUCCGUUUCUGGUUCUCAAGCUAAGAUGCAGGUAAACGGAACCUACUUUUCUCUUCUGGUGCCACAGAUUCUGCCAUUCCCCUUACCACAUUUGACGGGGCCUUCUCUCCUGCCCUGUUUCUCACACUGAGGCCUGAGGCCCUGAAUGAGUGAAGACUGAGUCUUCCAUAGAUUCCCCCUCCUCCAGAUGGUAAUAGAGGAAUCUUCCUAACUUGAAAACCUGAAUGCAUCUCUCCUGUUUUGAACCCUUCCCCAGAUAGACAAACUCUUGAGCUUGGCAAUCUAUUCCUGUGCACUGACCCAUCGAACAGUCCAGCUUUUUCUCUAACAUUUUACAACCUGUGCUCCAGCUAUUGCAAACUGCACAUAGAUCACCUGCUCCCCAGGCUUUCUCCUUCAGCCAGGAGGGCUGCCCCAUCCCACUUCUCCAGCCAGUCUGCUACUGUACACAGGUUUCUCCUCCCUCACGCUGGGCCAGGCACUUCAAGUUACCCAGAAACUGUUUAUUGCUAUACUCCCAGCUCUCCAACUGCUCCUGUGUCAUCUUUCCUCCUGCA
Pteropus alecto (black flying fox) is the source of this 5106-nucleotide messenger RNA. RefSeq names its product glycoprotein Ib platelet subunit alpha (gene GP1BA). The record is from RefSeq and is a predicted model, not a curated record. Gene Ontology annotation, molecular function: protein binding. The transcript is spliced from 2 exons. Bases 1482 to 3698 code for a protein of 738 amino acids. NCBI's taxonomy places the organism in Eukaryota, Metazoa, Chordata, Mammalia, Chiroptera, Pteropodidae.